AUGCUCAGUACCUUAGUGACUACGACAGCAUCGAGUGGCGGUAUGAUGUUGCCUGUUGCUGCAUUGAUCGCAUCCUUUGCCUUGCUGAUUGUCAAAGGCAUCGUGAACUCUCGAGGAAAUAAAAGAAAACGCAUUGUGUCUGGUAAAUCAGAUCUUAAUGAGUUUAUGAUCGAAGCGUUACAGCCUCUACUAGAUCGAUACACACCAACCUGGUGGACAAAUUCGCAUAUUCAAUGUAUCUUGACCUUUUUAGUGCCUCAAAGCUUUGUCAAAUAUAAAAGAGAUAUCCUUAUACUCAAAGAUGGUGGCCAGGCUUCUCUUGACUGGGCAUUAGAAUCUUCGGUUAAGAUGAAAAGUCCCCUGCAAAACGAUUCCCCCAUUGCUAUUAUCAUGCAUGGACUCGUUGGUUGCAGUGAGAGCAUGCGAUCUCUUUGCGCUGAGGCCCUUAUCCAUGGGUAUCGCCCCGUUGUGUUCAACAAACGUGGCCAUGGAGGAUUAAAACUCGCUACUCCAAAGCUACAGGCUUUUGGGUGUGUGCAAGAUCUGGAAGAAGCCAUUGCAUAUGUGGAAAAGUUAUAUCCGAAGAGUGAACUGUAUGGUAUCGGCAGUUCAGCAGGAUCAGGCUUACUGUGCAGUUACCUGUGUGAACUCGGUAAUAAGUCCCACCUUCGUGCUGGAGUGUUGAUUUCGCCUGGCUACAACGCCUUCGAUCUUUUUUGUGGUGGCAAAAUCAACCCCGUGUACGAUUUUCUCAUGACAUUGACUCUCAAGUCGUUUCUACUUCGUCAUAAGAACGAACUAAAUGAAGUGGUCAAUGUGACAGAAGCCUUGAAAGCGAAAAGCAUUCGCGAAUUUGAUGAGCAUGUGUACAUGAAAAUGCAUGGUUAUCAAGACUUGGAGGCGUACUGGAAGGUGAACAAUCCGAUGCGAGAUGUGGACAACCUCAAGAUGCCAUUUCUCUGCAUUAACGCUCUGGAUGAUCCGGUUUGCACCAAGGAAACGAUUCCGUAUGACGAAUUUCGAAAGAAAUCGAACGCCAUGCUUUUGGAAACACCUCAGGGUAGCCACUGUGCUUUUUUUGAAGGUACAGUUCAGCUCAAAUCAUGGUGUAAUGAAGUUGCGAUGACGUAUCUCGAUCGUCUACGUGAAUUUCAAGCUACCGCUGAUAUUGUAAAUCAUGAAAGGCCAUCAAGUGCUCUGACAUCACAAUAA
Messenger RNA from Plasmopara halstedii, 1212 nucleotides. RefSeq names its product serine protease family. The coding region runs from base 1 to 1212 and encodes 403 amino acids. The record is from RefSeq and is a predicted model, not a curated record. The transcript has 3 exons. NCBI's taxonomy places the organism in Eukaryota, Oomycota, Peronosporomycetes, Peronosporales, Peronosporaceae. Gene Ontology annotation, molecular function: monoacylglycerol lipase activity; short-chain carboxylesterase activity.